AUGACUAUUUCAAGUGUGAUCAGCCACUCGCUAUUGAUAAACACUCUGGGCGGGAAUAGCCAGGUGCCACUGUUGGAGAAUGGUGAUGUCGCGCGACCAGGAGCUGGCGCUAAGGGUGUUGCCGCAACUGAAGCCAUGCUUAUGGAAAGGUUUUCGCGCGCUGCGGCUAAUGAAUCUGCAGCAAUUCUUCUUAGUGGUCGAUACGUCAGCAGGAAGCAAAAAUUGCUGAUGGACGAUUUCUACAUGGAUGGUAUUGUAAGUGUAGCUGCGCCUUCGUACUCUGCGACGCAAUUGACUGAUACAGUCAUUGAAGAUGUAUCGAUGGGAUCCCCUGCCGUUCCCGUUUUUAGCCAGGGAUCUAGAUUUACAUGCAGCAGGGAAUCCCCCCUGUUUGCUGAAGCAGAUCGUGUGUCCAAAGAAGAUGACGACGAUUCGGACACUUGCAAAGUGCUGCCGUCUGCGGUUGACGAGGAUGUCGAUGUCGAAUUCUUAGCCAUCGAUCACGUGCUUCAGAACGACUCCUUCAAGCCGACGGAUUUAGAGAAGGACACGUUUUAUACCGGUACCGACUCUGCAAGAGUCAUGAGCGGCCCAAAGUCGAUCAGCUCAUCUGGAGAAUUAACAACGGGAAGCUGUUGCAGCAACAGCAACAGUGACAGCAGUCAUCAGUCGAGUGGAGGCGGUGGUACGCGAUGUGUGCGAGGCAAUCAAACUGGUAUGGAUGAAAGGCAAAGCGUGGACCAGUCCAGUGUUCGAGGGUCAUCGCAAUCAUCCUCGUGUGAAUCCGAGGCUUCCUCGAAUGAGGCAGAAGUUCUUUUCCCGUUCGUCUGCCAAAGUCGUUUCGUGAACGAGUUUGAAGAGCUGUCAGCAAUCGGCAAAGGUGGCUUUGGUCAAGUUACACUCGCCGAGAAUCGCUUGGAUGGACGAAGGUAUGCGAUCAAGCGGGUUGGUCUUAACUUGAAGAACCAGACGUCGAAGACUUUGCAGAAGUUUUUGCGUGAGGUGAAAAUCCUAGCGCUGCUGGACCACGCUAACAUCGUUCGGUACUAUCAGGCAUGGCUAGAAAAGGUUGAGGAGAGCACAAAUGGAACGUCGGUAGCAUCGUCGUUAGUUGCCUCAGACAUGAGCUCAGUUGGUGGACUCGCUGCUGCGGCAAAUUACUCAACAAAUAAUCUUCUCGCACCGAUCUCAGAGCUUGAGUUUCCAGGAGACCGACGCGACCUCGAGAGCUUCUACAGCAAUGGAAGCGUGAUCAGUGACAAUGCCGAUGAUGGUGGGUUUGUCUGGGAACGUGAGACGUCUAGUAUGGAAGGUGAGGAUGGCUGGAAGGAAGAAGAUUUGGUCGUGCAAAACAAGCCACGCAUGAGCCACUUGCCUCCCCGUGUGUCUUCGUCUUGCGCACCGGCUGCUCAUGGUAGCGACGAGGACUCUUCAUGUAACGCAGCAGAAAAAUGUGAUCACUGGCUGUACAUUCAGAUGCAGUACUGUGCUGGCCGCAACUUGGCGGACUAUCUGGCUGUUCCGACUCGGCCAAUGGAACUGUCGAGAAUGCUCAAGAUUUUUGUGCAGAUUGCAAGUGCACUGAUGCACGUACAUUCUUGUGGACUGAUUCAUCGUGAUUUGAAGCCAGCAAAUAUUUUCGUUGCUGACGUAGAGAGAGACGAGAUUAAGUUGGGGGAUUUUGGCUUAUCGCGCUACGCUGCGAAUGCAAGCAGCCUGAAUGCCUCGGCAAGUCUUGAUGAUCCCCAACAAGGGGUAUCUUUCCAAUGCCCAGAACAAGUAGCGGGGAAAAAGUACAACGCGAAGACGGACAUUUACUCAUUGGGGAUGAUUCUCUUUGAGCUGUGCCACGAGCGCUUUGGAACGACAAUGGAGCGAUACAUCACUCUCCGUGAUGCCCGAGACAGUAAGUUCCCUGCUGAUCUCCGCGCGACAAAGCGAUGUCCUGAAAUCUUAGACAUGCUCAGCAAGUUAUUAAGCCACGACCCGACGGCACGGCCAACAGCUAAUGAAGUUGUGCAGUGGGGACAGAUGAUGUAUGAAACGAGCCUUGCUCAGAAAGCUAUGGAUGUUGUGCGGUCGCCGCGCAACCUAGGCAUAAUUCGAGCUGCAGCUGGUGCAAGCUUUUUUGUGCCGGGUAUUGAUCACUUCAUGGUUGGCAUCGGCGAAACAGUGGUUACGACCACGUUUUGUCUGAAGGUGGAGGCUGCAAUGGAACAUUGCAGUGGUGAAGACGGUGGCGAGCGUCGUUUGCCGAACCAUAAUUUAUUGAAGCAAAUAUGCGAUGUGAUUGCCGGGGUUCACGAUGGGAAGGUUGAGAUCAAGAAGUGUGGAUUGCACAUGGAGAAUGAGGGCGUGACGAUUCUCGCGUUUGAGUUGGACCCACAGAGUGCUCUUGCCGUUGCGCCUGGCAGUGACGUGGAAGGCUCCGUGGUUUUGGCGAUCGAAGCCCUCGCUGGAGUGCAAACGGUGCAUCGUGUGAGCAAGAUUGAUUGA
Peronospora matthiolae is the source of this 2496-nucleotide messenger RNA. The record is from the annotation of a GenBank genome assembly. Lineage: Eukaryota; Oomycota; Peronosporomycetes; Peronosporales; Peronosporaceae.